UCAAGAUUGCAUUCUCUUCCUGCUGGAAAUUCUUGGGGAUUGACCUCAGCCUUUGAUGAGGAAAAAUGGGUCAUCCAAAUUCGUCAAUCCUUAGAUGAUAGGAGCUUGAGGAUGACAUUGGAACACCAGUAUGCAUAUUCAAUGUCCCCAAGUCUCUUAUGGCCAUCGAUCCUGAUUCCUAUACUCCACAGGAAGUUGCAAUUGGUCCAUACCAUUACUGGCGCCAAGAGCUGUAUGAGAUGGAGAGGUACAAGAUUGCUGCAGCGAAAAGAGCUCAAAAACAGCUCCAAAGCCCCAAGUUUCACAAUAUUGUUGAGAAAUUGACAAAGUAUGAGCGAAAGAUCCGAUCGUGCUACCACAAAUACCUUAAUUUCAACAGCGAAACACUCUCUUGGAUGAUGGCCAUUGAUGCUUCUUUCCUGCUUGAGAUCCUCCGAGUUUAUACCAUCAGAGAAGAGAAGAAUCUCUCAAGGGUUUCCUCAAAAUUGUCAAAUUUGGUAGAUUAUGAGGGAUGGAAGUCAGCAUAUAAUGCCAUCCUAAGAGACAUUGUUAUGCUUGAGAAUCAGAUACCUUUAUUUGUUAUGAGAAAGAUGUUGGAACUCCAAUUUUCUGCUCUGGAACCAGCAGCAGAUCAAAAGUUGCUUUCUAUGUUGCUGGGACUGUACGAAGAUCUCUCUCCUUUCAAGGUGAUGGAAGACUUGGUGAAUAUUCAAGCAUCGGUCUCUGAAUGCUUUCAUUUGCUUGAUUUUUUGUACCGAAUGAUUACUCCAAAGUUGGCUGACCCAUUGGAGAUAAUGGAAGAUGAUCAAAAUCAAAAGGAACCCACCAGAGAAAACAUUGAAAGCGCUUUGAAACACUUAUUCAGUCCCUUGAGUAAACUGGGAAGUGAAAUUUGGAAGAUUCUUUCAAAGCUAAACAGAGGUCCGGUACAUUUACUCAGAAGAUUGUUGAGCUCUAGACCUUUACAAGUGAUCUUCAAACUGCCAUGGACAGUCAUAUCUAAACUUCCUGGAAUUGGGAUUCUGAUAAAGCCUCUUGAACACCUAUGUUUGCAGAGACGAGGUAAAGAAGAAAAUGAUCCAGAAAAGGGGAGUUCAAGGUCAGAUGGGAAACCAAGACCUCCAUUGUUGGAGGAAAUAACAAUCCCUUCAGUGUCCCAGCUGGUAAAAUCAGGGGUUUGCUUAUUGCCCAUCGAUGGAGGCGUCUCGGCCGUUGCCUUUGACACGAAGGCAGUGAUAUUUUACCUUCCCACCAUUACUCUCGAUGUGAACUCUGAAGUAGUAUUGAGAAACUUGGUAGCCUAUGAAGCUUCAAAACCAUUCGGGCCUUUGGUUUUCACCCGUUUCAUCGAACUAAUGAAUGGCAUCAUCGAUUCUGAGGAGGAUGUGAAACUGCUCAAGGAAAAAGGAAUCAUUAUGAACCAUUUGAAGAGCGAUGCAGAAGUUGCCGAGCUCUGGAAUGGGAUGAGCAAAUCCAUCAAGUUGACGAAAGUGCCAUUCUUGGAUAAGGUAAUUGAAGAUGUAAACAAACAUUACAGCAGCAGAUGGAAGGUUAAAGCUGUAAAAUUUAUAGAAAAGUAUGUGUUUGGAUCAUGGCCACUGCUAGCUCUAUUAGCUACCAUUUUGCUUUUGGCCAUGACAGCAUUACAAGCAUUUUGCUCAGUCUAUACCUGCUCUCAGGUUUUCUAUCAUCUCAACACAGCCAGGACCUAGUUUGUCAUAUCCUUCUCAUCUCCAAUCCCUUUAAGCUUAUUGUUUUCUUAACGUUAUGGUUUGUGAUUUUUAUGAUUCAGCUCGGAAUCACUCGGUUCUUGAGCUGUUCGUUAUCGUCUCUCGGUUGGUGUUUGGCCAGCCUUAAAGAGAAGAGAAGGAAGGCUUUCUUCUCGAACUGUCCUCAGUCUCGGGUGAGACAAGAACUUUGUAGGUAAUUUUUUAGUUGUUCUUUGAUGUAAAAUAAAGAAAUUGUUCUUUGAUGUACAAUAAAGAAGAAAGAACGGUUUAUUCUGUAGAGUAUUCUUCUCUUUUGAGUAUAACAAAGGUAAUAAUAUGGAGAUUUGAACC
Momordica charantia (bitter melon) is the source of this 2060-nucleotide messenger RNA. RefSeq names its product putative UPF0481 protein At3g02645. The record is from RefSeq and is a predicted model, not a curated record. NCBI's taxonomy places the organism in Eukaryota, Viridiplantae, Streptophyta, Magnoliopsida, Cucurbitales, Cucurbitaceae.